AUGUUGUCUGUGAAGGCUGAAGCUAAAUUUGAAGCCGGCCAUUCAGUGACAGAACAGGUUCAGCCGGGAGCAGGUGAAUCACACGCCUCAGGGUCAGAGAAUCUCAGCAAGACUCAGCUGGACUUGCAGGUCAGCAAGAAGCUUACUGCGGCUAUCAUGUCUGAUGGAUCGGUGCAACAGCCAGAUGAAGGGUCUGCUGCAGCCACACCUGCUGAGUCAGUCACAGGGCUAGCUGAGGAGUUAGCAGUGAUCAUGCCUGCUGGAUCAUUAAAAGAAGUGCCAGCUGCUGACCGCCCUACUGCAUCACUUCAAGGUGCAGAUGAAGUGCCACCUUCUAUCAUGCCUACUGGAUCAAUUAUGUUGGCUAGUGAGGAGAUCACUGGAGUGGAGCCUGCUGAUUCAGGUACUCAACCGAAGAGAGUAGUGCACAGAAUAAUGCCCGUCGGGUCAGUCAUGUAUAACCGCAGAAGGCAUGUUCAAAUGAAUGCAAAUGCGGAGCCCACUGGUAUCAACCUUGUUGGAUCAGUCCCACUGCCAAAUGAGCAUCCACCCUCCGUGAUGCCUGUGGAAUCAACUCUUCAACCAGGAUCAGUUCUACUAUCAGAGGAGCAACCUGCCACAAUCAUGCCUUCUGGAUCAGUCCUAUUGCCAGGUGAGGGUCCCGCCUUCAUCAAGCCUGGUGAAUCAAACCUACAGCCAGAUGAGAGUCCAGCCUCCAUUAUGCCUGCUGGAUCAUGUCUUCUUCCUGGUGAGCAUCCAGCCUUCAUCAUGCCCACUGGAUCACUCAUGCUAGCAAAUAAUGGGCCUCCUGAGUCACUCGUUAAGCCAGAUGAAGGUCCGGCCUCUAUUAUGCCCGAUGAGUCCACUCUACAGCCAGAGGAACAACCUGCCUCAAUCAUGCCUGCUGGAUCAGUCCUAUUGCCAGGUGAGGGUUCGGCCUUCAUCAUGCCUGCAGGAUCAUGCAUGCUAGCAGAUAAUGGGCCUGCUGGAUCAUUUCUUCUCCCAGAUGAGCGUCCGGCCUUCAUUAUGCCCGCUGGAUCAUUCAUGUUUGCAGCUAAUGGGCCUGCUGCAUCAAUUGUAAAGCCAGAUGAGGGUCCAGCCUCCAUUAUGCCAGAUGAGUCCACUCUACAGUCAGAGGAGGGUCCAGCCUCCAUUAUGCCUGCUGGAUCAAUCCUACUACCAGAGGACCAACCUGCCUCCAUUAUGCCUGCUGGAUCAUUUCUUCUCCCAGAUGAGCAUCCGGCCUUCAUCAUGCCCGCUGGAUCAUUCAUGUUUGCAGCCAACGGGCCUGCUGCGUCAAUCGUUAAGCCAGAUGAGGGGCCGGCCUCCAUUAUGCCAGAUGAGUCAAUUCUACAGCCAGAGGAGAAACCUGCCUUCAUUAUGCCUGCUGGAUCAAUCCUACUACCAGAGGAACAACCUGCCUCCAUUAUGCCUGCUGGAUCAUUUCUUUUCCCAGAUGAGCAUCAGGCCUUCAUCAUGCCCGCUGGAUCAUUCAUGUUUGCAGCCAACGGGCCUGCUGCGUCAAUUGUUAAGCCAGAUGAGGGUCCGGCCUCCAUUAUGCCAGAUGAGUCAAUUCUACAGCCAGAAGAGAAACCUGCCUCCAUUAUGCCUGCUGGAUCAAUUCUACUACCAGAGGACCAACCUGCCUACAUUAUGCCAGCUGGAUCAUUUCUUCUCCCAGAUGAGCGUCCGGCCUUCAUUAUGCCCGCUGGAUCAUUCAUGUUUGCAGCUAAUGGGCCUGCUGCAUCAAUUGUAAAGCCAGAUGAGGGUCCAGCCUCCAUUAUGCCAGAUGAGUCCACUCUACAGCCAGAGGAGGGUCCAGCCUCCAUUAUGCCUGCUGGAUCAAUCCUACUACCAGAGGACCAACCUGCCUCCAUUAUGCCUGCUGGAUCAUUUCUUCUCCCAGAUGAGCGUCCGGCCUUCAUCAUGCCCGCUGGAUCAUUCAUGUUUGCAGCUAACGGGCCUGUUGCAUCAAUUGUAAAGCCAGAUGAGGGUCCGGCCUCCAUUAUGCCUGCUGAAUCAGUCCUAUUUCCAGGUGAGGGUCUGGCCUCCAUUAUGCCUGCUGGAUCAAUCCUACUACCAGAGGACCAACCAGCCUCAAGCAUGCCUGAUGGAUCAGUCCUAUUACCAGGUGAGAGUCCGGCCUUCAUCGUGCCUGUUGGAUCAUUCAUGCUAGCUGAUAAUGGGCCUGCUGCUUCACUUGUAAAGCCAGAUGAGGGUCCGGCCUCCAUGAUGCCCGAUGAGUCCACUCUACAGCCACAAGAGGGUCCGUCCUUCAUUAUGCCUGCUGGAUCAGUCUUACUUGCUAGGGAGGAGCUUGUUCCUGUAGAUCCUGCUAAAUUGGGGACUCUAGAGAAAGCAGAAAACAGAACGAUGUCUCUCAGAUCAGUCAUGUGCGUCAACAGAAAACACAUGGACCGUGCUCACUUGGAUAUCAUGAGCCAGGGGGUAACUUCUGGAAUCAGGCCUGUGAGGUCAGUUACAAACACCGAUAGUUUGAUACAUCCACAUGGAUUACCACCUGUCGGAGCGGCAGUAGUUGAAAAGAGAAGGUGGAUCCCUGGGACGAGUCUUCAGGUCACUUCCAUGACUGUAGGGGAUUCUUCUCUGACUGAUAUGUAUGUGGGCAGCAGUGGAAAGGAGAUCAUGAAGGACCUUAAUGACCGCCUGGCUUCCUAUCUGGAAAGAGUGCGUCUGCUGGAGUCCACCAACUGCAGCCUGGAGGAGCACAUCCGCGAAUGGAGUGAGACGCGGUCACUGAAGCCUCGGGACACGAGUGGAUACAUGGCGGCCAUCAGCUGCCUGUGUGAUCAGAUUCUCGCUGCCUUACAAGACAAGUCCCGUCUGGUAACCGAAGUGGACAACCUGCACCUGGCUGCCCUCCAGCUGCAGUCAAAGUAUGAGGAGGAGCGGGCAGAAAGGCUCAGCAAUGAGGCCUUCAUAAGAGACCUGAGGAAGACCCUUGAAGAGAUCACAGAAGCAGGAGUCGGCCUGGCGCAGGAGGCCCAGCAGCUGCAGGAGGAGAAGUUGGUCAUGAAGAUUAACCACAAGGAGGAUCUACUGAGGGCCAGUGGUCAACUGGACAGAGCCAUCAAUGUGGACGUGAAGCUUACCCAGCAGGACAGCCUUGGUGAGGUCAUGGACCAAGUCAGAGCUCAAUGUGCAGAUGUUCUGGAGAGAAGCCUUGAACAGCUGGACAGCUGGCUAAAGAAUACGUAUGAAAGCCACAGUCACCCAGAAGCCUGCCCAUCAGACGAGCUUCAGUCCAGCCAGGCAGAGGUCUCCUCACUGAGACGCUCUGCCCAGGUCUUGGAGAUCACCCUGAGGUCUCUGCUCAGCAUGAAUGACACUCUGGAGACGAGCCUGCAGGAGACGGAGGAACAGAACAGCGGCCACUUUGCUGAGCUGCAAGCUCUCAUACACAGGAUGGAGGCCAACCUGACGCAAAUCAAGACAGAUGCCGCUCAUCAGCAGCAGGAGUACAAUGUGCUGCUGGGCAUCAAGUCCAAGCUGGAGACUGAAAUCACAGAGUAUCACCAUCUACUGGACCAAGGGGACAAAAGAGCCCAGCACAACUAAUCAAAAACUGCAGGAUGAUGGAAGAUGGUGGGCAAUGAAUGGACCAGGAACAAUGAGCAUGUGUGCUGCCAUGGAUUUAUGACUGGGCACAUUUUACUAAUAAAUCCAACUAUUGUGCCCGC
This is a messenger RNA of Polypterus senegalus (gray bichir), 3701 nucleotides long. Its product is annotated as fibrous sheath CABYR-binding protein-like. The transcript has 7 exons. Gene Ontology annotation, molecular function: structural molecule activity. The record is from RefSeq and is a predicted model, not a curated record. The coding region runs from base 1 to 3579 and encodes 1192 amino acids. NCBI's taxonomy places the organism in Eukaryota, Metazoa, Chordata, Cladistia, Polypteriformes, Polypteridae.